Molecule: messenger RNA, 2297 nt
Organism: Nanorana parkeri
Lineage: Eukaryota; Metazoa; Chordata; Amphibia; Anura; Dicroglossidae
Gene: INTS10
Product: integrator complex subunit 10
Exons: 18
Coding region: 38-2248 (736 amino acids)
Biological process (GO): snRNA processing
Cellular component (GO): integrator complex
Source: RefSeq, a predicted model, not a curated record
AUGACGUCAUGAGAGGUGGCUGAAGUUGUUCCUGACCAUGGCGGGGCUAGGGGAUUGUGAGUUUCUAGUUCAGAGAGCCCGGGAGCUGGUACAGGACGAUACGUGUGCGGCACGAGCCUGGCUUAUCACCGCCCGCACUCUCUACCCACAGGACUUCAACAUCCAGUAUGAAAUGUACAAUAUUGAAAGAAAUGCGGAACGCACUGCCUCAGCCGGAAGACUGUUGUAUGACAUGUUUGUAAACUUCAGUGACCAGGCAGUAGUUUGGAGGGAAAUUGGUGUGAUAACAGCUGCUCUCCGGAAUGACUCGCAGGAUAAGCAAACACAGUUUUUAAGAGGUCUGUUUGAAGCCCUCCCGGGCCGGGUGCAGUGUGAGAUGUUACUUAAAGCCACAGAACAAUGUUUUAAUACACUGGAACGGGCAGAAAUGCUGCUGCUCUUGCUGAGGCGGUUCCCAGAGACUGUUGUACAACAUGGGGUUAGCUUGGGUGAGACACUUCUAGAAGCUGAGAGCCUUGAGGACCAGGAAUCGCCUGUAAACUGCUUUAGAAAGCUGUUCGUUUGUGAUGUUCUGCCGCUUAUUAUAAACAACUUGGAUGUUCGCUUGCCCGCCAGCCUGCUCUACAAGUACCUCAACAAAGCUGCCGAAUUUUAUAUCAACUAUGUGACACGAUCUCCUCAGAAUGACAGUCAACAACAAGGUACACAGGACUCCUCUGAUCUACUUUCCCCCACAAAACGAAGUUCCCAGAAAUACAUUAUUGAAGGGCUGACAGAGAAGUCUUCACAGAUUUUGGACCCUUGGGAUAGGCUGUUUAAGAUUCUUUCUGUAGUUGGAAUGAGAUGUGAAUGGCAGAUGGACAAAGGAACAAGGACAUUUAAUGAUCUGUUUCACCGUGUGAAAGAACUCUGCCGGUACAUCAGCAAUUUUGAUAAUGAGGCCCAUGCGAAGUAUAAGAAUCAAGUUGUCUACUCUACUACCCUCAUUUUUUUCAAAAGUGUCUGCCAUUAUAUCAGUGCCAUUCAGCCAUCCCUCUUCCAAGGACCAAACACUCCAAGCCAAGUACCCAUUGUCCUCCUAGAAGACAUUCCAAAUGUUUUCAGUGAAGUUGAAGUCGGUUCUGGCAAGCACAUUCACAAAAGAAGGAAACUUGCAGAGAGCAGAGAAAAGACAAUGAGCUCGGAUGAUGAAGAUCUGUCUGGGAAAAGUCGAAGUCGCCCUAUUGUUAAUAAAAGUGAUCUUCCUAACCAUAAUGAAGUACUUGAAAGCUUUAAAAUGGCAAGAGAAUGUUGGGACCUCCUUCAUUCUUCAGAUGCCUUUGACAAAGAGUUCUCCAGAAUUUGCUUACCAUGGAAGACAGACACCUGGCUGUGGUUAAGGAUCUUCCUCACAGAUAUGGUUAUUUAUCAGGGGCAACAUAAGAAAGCCAUCAACAGUCUUCACCUCUUGGCAGCUCUGCAGGGACCUCACUCACCAUCACAGCAGAUCUUGAGUCAAGGAAGCCUGGAACAGCAGAGGUCACUAAUCCAGCUCUCUGCUUGCCAUUUUGCCCUUGGUGAAUAUAAGCUCACAUGUGAGAAGGUUUUGGAACUGAUGAAUUUCAUUGUGCCCCCACCUCAGGAGACUUCUAAACCAAGAGAGGAACAGUCCAAAGUCAAACCUAAAUUUAGAAAAGCCUCUGACCUCCAGCUUUUACCUUGUGUUAGUAAAUAUGUAAUGCCUUACUGUCUUCAGCUGUUGGUGGCAAGUAUAAAGCUCCGAGCAUUGUCCGAUAAUAGGGAUGACAUGACUCUGGGACAUCUCAUUGUGUUACUGCAGCAUGACUGGCCUAAAGGAGAGGUCCUAUUUCUAAAAGCAAUAGGGAAGAUAUGUCAACAAGGAAAUUUCCAGUAUGAAAACUUCUUCAACUACAUUACAAAUAUUGAUAUGCUUGAAGAAUUUGCAUACUUGAGAACACAAGAGGGGGGUAAGAUUCACUUGGAACUGAUCCCCAAUCAAGGAGUAUUGCUUAAGAGCUCUAGCACUACCCUGGGGCUGCUGCAGCAGGAAUUCAUACCUGUCCUACAGGCCAGCCUAGCAUCCAGUGACAGGCAUCACACAGUGACUCGGGGCAUUACGAAAGGAGUAAAAGAAGACUUCAGGCUGGCAAUGGAACGACAGGUCUCUCGUUGCACAGAAAAUCUCAUGGUCAUCUUGCAUCGCUUUUGUAUUAAUGAAAAGAUUUUGUUGUUACAGUGUUUAGCUUAACAUCCAAACUUACUUCAGUCAGUUAGACAGUCUUUGACCUAUGAUGUUA